AUGCCUGUGAUCAUGAGUUUUCACGCUGUGUCUUUGAUAGGUGUACCCAUGGAGACCUACAGUGGGCAUGGUUCAUUCCCUGCAGUAGUAGUCCCUCAGAGGCGGCGGCUGACACGGAGACCCGGCUACAUGAGAAGCACAGCCGGUUCUGGGAUCGGGUUCCUCUCUCCAGCAGUGGGCAUGCCACGCCCGAGCUCAGCCGGGCUGACAGGCCAGCAGUCCCACCGCUCACAGUCCAAGGCUGGACAGUGCGGACUUGACCCCGGGAGCCACUGCCAAGCCUCACUGGUGGGCAAGCCUUUACUCAAGAGCUCCCUUGUCCCUGCGGUGGCCUCUGAGGACCACCUGCACCCAGCCCAGGGCUCUAGGAGAAAAAGAUCAGUGCACUUUGGGGUUCAUUCCAAGAAUGACAGCAGACAAUCUGAGAUGCUGACUGGGUCAUUUAAGCCUGGGGACAGUGGGUGUUGGCAAGAAUUGUUAUCUUCAGACAGCUCUAAGUCUCAAGCUCCUAGCCUUGAUGCAGCCUGGAACAAGGGAUCAAGGGGCCUGAAGACUGUGAAACCUCUGGCAUCACCGGUGUUGAAUGGCUCCACUGACAUCCCAUCCCAUCCCGGCUUCCAAGACACCUUUACUUCCAGCUUCAGCUUUAUCCAACUCUCCCUCGGUGCUGCUGGAGAACGCGGAGAAGCAGAAGGUUGCCUGCCAUCCAGAGAGGCCGAACCUCUGCAUCAGAGGCCCCAAGAGAUGACAGCUGAAGCAUCCGGCUCAGACAGGCCCCACGGGGACCCUCGGCAUCUCUGGACCUUCGGUCAUCAUGUUGCUCCAGGCUUGGCGGACUUGGCUCAGGUGACAAGAAGCAGCAGCAGGCAACCAGAAUGUGGCAAGGUCUCCUCCUCAGAUGCUGGCUUCUCUUCCCAGGAUGCAUCCUCCGCUGAUGGGCGGGGCGAGCAAGGCAGUGGCUGGGCAGAUGCCCAUGGAUGGCAUACAUUGCUCAGGGAAUGGGAGCCCAUGCUGCAAGACUACCUACUGAGCAACCGCAGGCAGCUGGAGGUCACUUCCUUAAUUUUAAAGCUUCAGAAACUUCAAGAAAAAGCGGUGGAGGAUGGCGAUUACGAUACUGCAGAGACAUUGAGACAGAGGUUGGAAGACCUGGAACAGGAGAAAGGCCGCCUGUCCUGGGCUCUGCCUUCACAGCAACCUGCUCUUCGCAGCUUCUUGGGUUACCUGGCAGCACAGACACAGGUGGCCUUGCAUGGAGCUACCCAAAGGGCUGGCAGCGAUGAUCCAGAAGCCCCACUCGAGGGACAGCUGAGGACCACCGCCCAGGAUAGCCUGCCUGCAUCCAUCACCAGGAGGGAGUGGCUUAUUCGAGAGAAACAGCAAUUGCAGAAGGAAAUCGAAGCUCUCCAAGCACGGAUGUCUGCGCUGGAGGCAAAGGAACGACGACUGAGCCAAGAGUUGGGGGAGCAGGAGACGCUGCUCCAGUGGCGGGGCUGUGACCUGAUGGCACUGGUGGCCCAGAUGUCCCCAGGCCAGCUGCAGGAGGUCAGCAAGGCCUUGGGAGAGACCCUGACCUCUGCCAGCCAGGCUCCCUUCCACGUGGAGCCACCCGAGGCCCUCAGGAGCCUCCGGGAAAGGACAAAAUCACUGAACCUGGCUGUCAGAGAGCUCACUGCGCAGGUGUGCUCAGGGGAGAAGCUGUGCAGCUCUCUGAGGAGGAGACUCAGUGACCUCGACACCAGGCUGCCUGCCUUGCUGGAAGCCAAGAUGCUGGCCCUAUCAGGAAGCUGCUUCUCCACAGCCAAGGAGCUCACGGAGGAGAUCUGGGCCUUGGCGUCAGAGCGGGAAGGGCUAGAGACAUUCCUGGGCAGGCUGUUGGCACUCAGCUCCAGGAACAGCAGAAGACUGGGCAGCGUCAAAGAGGAUUACCUCAGGUGCACGCAGGACCUGGCCCUCCAGGACGCCGCCCACAAAACACGCGUGAAGGCAAACACUGUGAAGUACAUGGAAAUAUUGGAGGGUCAGCUGAGCAGGUGCCCGCUGCUUGGGAGAGUGUGGAGAGCCGACUUGGAGGCGUGUCAGGUGCUGGUGCAGAGCCUGCAGCUCCAGGAAGCAGGCAGCAGCCCACAGACAGAGGAUGAGGAGCUGGUGCACAGCAUAGGAGAGGCCGCCCAGACAGCUGCCCUGGCUGUCCCUCGAACAUCCCACCCCGAAGAGGAAAAGUCCCCCUUGCAGGUGCUCCAGGAGUGGGACCCCCACUCAGCUCCCUCACCACACUGUGCUGCAGGCCCACGGAAAGAGGAUUCUCACAUCGUUUCUGCUGAAGUUGGAAAAAAGUGUGAAGCCAUAAGCGUGAGGCUCCUACACCUGGAAGACCAGCUUCUCGGGGCCAUGUACAGUCACGACGAAGCUCUCUUUCAGUCUCUCCAGGGGGAGCUCCAGAUGGUGAAGGAAACACUGCAGGCCAUGAUACUGCAGCUCCAGCCAACCAAGGAGGCAGGAGGAGAGGCCUCAGCUUCCUAUCUGACAGCUGGUGCUCAGGAAACCGAGGCCUGAGCCUGCUCUUUCUCCACUUGAAACCAAACAUGAGAUGGCCACUGUACCUGCCGGGGUCUUUCUACAGACACUCCAACACCAGGAACCCACAAACCUCAGAGUCUGUGCAGGUCCUCAGCUCCCCCAGGCCGAUUCCUCUGGGGGACUCUGCUCAGUCUCAGGAGAUGUCUACAGGGUGCCUCAGCAAGGUGCAGCCUUUAUGUUCCAAGGCAAUGGCUGCAGCUCAGAACCACCGCCGCCACAGCCACCACCAUCACCACCAGUGCCUGCUGCUGCAUCAGGUCAUUCUGAGAUUCCAGCCAAUGAGAUGGGAAGCACGAAUGUGAGGAGAGGCAUGGGUGCAGGAGGAGACAAUGCAUAUUGUUGAGCCUCUCCAGCAUGGAGCCUGAAGAGCAGUGUCUAUUCACUGAGGCGAUGUGGACUCAGACAGGCAGCUCACUGCUCCAUAAUGGUGAUCGGCGGGUUUCUGUGGAUUGCUCCCUGGGUUCAGCGGAGGCUCCUGCUGGGGCAGCUGUAGGCAGGUGGUUCAAGCAGGUGAAGAGAGCUAAGAAAAUAUGUCAGGUAAUUUUCUGGUGCUGUGAAAAACUGCCUGGCAAAAGCAACUUGGUAGGGAGUAUGGAUGGAUGGAAGGAAGGAAGGGUGGAUAGUGGGUUUAUUUGGGCUCCUGGUUUGAGGCUACAGUCUAUCACAGUAGGGAAUGCAUGGUGGCAGGACUGUGAGGCAGUUGUUCACAGGAAGCAGAGGGAUCGAUGCUACUUCAGUCUCUUCCCCCUUUCUGCUCAGUACAAAGUCUCAGCCAUGUGAUGCUGCCUCCCACGUUUGCAGUGGGUUUCCCUCAGUCAAGUGUCUUCAGAAACACCCUUAUGCACAUGCUUGAAGUAUUGCCUUUUAGGUGACGCUGAGCCCCGUCAAGUUGAUAAUGACAAUGAAUUGCCACAGGAGGGUACCUCAGAGAUACAAGUCUAUAUGAUGAGACCCUGGUAUCAUAACUCCUGCCUGGGAGUCAGCUCAGCUAGCCGCCCUGUAAGAGGGCCGGUAUGAUAAAAUCCACCAGCUUCCAUCAAGCCCCAACAUCCCCGAGCCUGAUGGACUUCAGAUUUCUUCAUGAGAAGCUAUUCAUUCCCUCAGCCUUGGGGGGUCAUUAUGCUGUGCCCUCUGGGAUGACUCCAGUGCACUGUAUCUUAGAGACCAAGCCCAACGUCCUCCUACUGAACUCAGCAUAGUUGGAUGAAUCUGCCUGGGAAGGCCUCUCUACGACGCACUGCUCGCGUUUGUAGGUAUGGGGAUGACACCCUCUUACCUCCCUCUGGGCCCGUGGAGCCAGCUUUUAACCCCCCUAACCACCCCUCUGUCUCUGGAAGGCGCCUGGGGAUUUUCUAAGUGAGGAUCACUGCGUGGAAGAGAAGCCUGCUCGCUGACUUCCUGAGGCAUGACCUGAACAAUUCCGAGGACACAUUUUGUAUAUUUGAAUAAGAAGUAUGUUUAGUUUGUUUCCAGACUUGAUGUUUCGAUAAUGAAACAAAUCCCUGAACCAUUUAUAAUCAAGCCUCUAAAAGCCUGGUGAAGCAGUCACAUGGCACCUGGUGCCCCCAAAUCCUUGGUGUGAUUUUAGUGAAGCACCCCCCCUGUGGCCAAGAAUCUUCCUAACCCUGACACCUUCAAAGGGAGCCUUCCAGGUAUGAGUCACCUGAUUGUCACUGCCAGCCUGGGUGUUUAAUGUUACUCUGACACCACUGUAGCUCUUGGCGAGGUCAUGAAGCAUUCAAAAGCUUAAGGAGGUGAGCAGCCCCUAGGGAUUUCAGGGGGAGGGACAGCUGAGAGUGCCCAGUGUCUGGUUGGUUGAAUGGCACUUCAGUCAUGAGUUGUCCCACAUCUCCUGUCAUUCUCUGGUCUUGGAGUGCCAUCUAGGUUCAGUGUUGAAGGCUGGUGUCUCAUGACAACCUUCCUCUCAUUAGCCACUUGGGCCCUAGGAGAUCCAGGUCUUGUGGAUCCCCAACUAUAGGACAGGACAUGUUUUUACAGGGCCACAUAAAAAUGCCCCAGGGAUGUCAGGGCCUGAGUUUAAACUGUUAUGAGAGGACCAAGCCCACAGCAAAGGUAUGUGUUGAAAUGGGGACACAAUGUCAGUCUUGUUUAUGACAACAGCACACAUGUGUAUCUUAUAAAUAUGCUCUAUUGUCCAUUCAUAUGUUGAAAGGGCUGAUUUUAUAAUCCGUCUGUCACUGUGAUGUUCUGCAAGGGUGGUGGAGUAGGGGGCGCUAGCUUGAAUAUCUUCAUUACCUCAUUAUCACCAGGUCUAGCUCCUGAAACUUUACAGUAUUGAUCAAUCCCUGAAUCAGGUUAAUAUGUCACAAUUGAUUCUAGUCCUGCUUGGUGAUGAAGCUGCCUCCCACCCCAUGAACACUUGUGGAUUGACACCACGCUGAGCCCUUUACAGCAAGUCCUGUAAUUACAGCUCUGCCUGAGGAGAGUGCUCCACACAGAGGAGAGUGCUCCACACAGGGGAGUGCUCCACACAGAGGAGAGUGUUCACAGGCUUCAGGAUGGCCAAGUCCUCUGCCUAAGGCUCAGAAUUGGUUCAAAGGGGGGUCAUGGGGAAUCCUGACCCCCAUGGGCAGCUGUUCCUAACCAAUGUCCUUUCUAAAGUGCCUUUGAUGUCCUCUUUGCACUUUGAGCUGUGAAAUUCAUCCACCAGCUAAAACCCAUGACUGUCCUGUGAAUUCUGCGUGAGAACAGCAAGUCACUGAUCUUUGGGUCCUCUUACCUUAGCAAACCUUACUGUGUAACCUGGGCUCUGGCUGGUUUUAGAAACCCUAAGCUCUCUCUACUGACUUGACCCAGCCUUUCCCAGUCACCCCAAAGAUCAUUCCAGGGGUGCCAUACAGCCUCAUACUGGGUGGGUUCUCUGGAAACUUUCGAUGUAACUGGUGUUUCUCAGAACAUGUUUGUUUACUAUGGGCAACAUGAAGGACAUAUAUAUGUAUGUACAUGUUCAUGUGCUGUGGUUAACAGCAACUCUAUACAUGUUGGUCAGCACCCUCUUGUGUACAUAACUGACCUUUAGUUUUAAUAGCACCGCUUUAUUUGAUCUUUGAUUUUGCCAUGUAAGUUAUUGCUUUAUUAAGUGCCCUGCUCUGUGUGAAAUAA
Molecule: messenger RNA, 5703 nt
Organism: Mus pahari (shrew mouse)
Lineage: Eukaryota; Metazoa; Chordata; Mammalia; Rodentia; Muridae
Gene: Disc1
Product: DISC1 scaffold protein
Exons: 14
Coding region: 1-2556 (851 amino acids)
Biological process (GO): cilium assembly; neuron migration
Cellular component (GO): mitochondrion; intermediate filament cytoskeleton; centrosome
Source: RefSeq, a predicted model, not a curated record